GUAAUAUAGUAAAGAAGCCUCAUCCGCCAUCGUCUAACUCUUAUCCAAUUUUCCCUAUAUAAUCUCUACUCAAAAUGUCAUCCCAAGAAUUGUCCAUCCCCAUUUCUCCCUCCAUAACCCUCCAUACCCUUGUCUCCACCCCGGCUCAACCCUCUUCCCGCCCCUCUCUCCUCCUCCUUCAUUUCUGGGGCGGCUCUCACCACACCUACCACCCCUCCAUCUCCCUCCUACAAGACCACUACCAGAUAAUAGCCCCCUCCCUCCGCGGCUGGGGCAUGUCCAGUGCGCCCGUCGACGUAACCGCCUACCGCAUCGUCGACUACGUAGCCGACAUCGUCGCCCUCCUCCUGCACCUAAAUACGCAACAACUCGCACUCUCAGCGAACGGAGUCAUCGUAGUCGGGCACUCCAUGGGCGGCAAACUCGCGCAAGUUCUUCUGAACAACGUGGAAGUGGCGUCGCUUGUAAGGGGAUUGAUUCUCAUCGCGCCCGCACCGGCUGGCAGUUUUGCGCUCUCGGAGAACAUGCGCGCGCAGCAGAUCCACGCUUACGAUAGCGUUGAGUCGGCCUCGUUCGUGGUGGAGAAUGUCCUGCUUGGGGAGGCGGAGAAUGUGACUGAAGCGACGAGGGUAGAUUUGGCUAAGGGGAUGGUGGCCGGGAGUCCAGGAGCGCGAGCGGCGUGGCCGGAGUACGGGAUGGCGGAGGACUAUGAACGAGCUGUGGUUGGAAGCGUGGAGCGGUAUCAACGCGAGCAAGGUGUGCUGAAGGUUUUGAUUAUUGCUGGUGAACUGGAUCGCGUCGAGGAGCCUGGGAAUGUGGAGAGUAGGGUUGCAGUGGUGUUGAGGAAUUCGGGCGCGGAUGUGAAGAUUGAGCAGAUAGCUGGGGUAGGGCAUCUGAUCCCGUUAGAGGCACCGGAGAGCAUGGCGGCUGCUGUUACCGCUUUCGUGGAAAGCCUCUAAUAGAGGGAGUAGCAAUAACUUAAUCACGCUAGAGAUUAGUAUUUAUAUAGCUUAUAGUCUGGUCAACCUGCCAUCAAGUCUCGCUCGUGACAGACCAAGAGACUUCGAUUG
Molecule: messenger RNA, 1070 nt
Organism: Mytilinidion resinicola
Lineage: Eukaryota; Fungi; Ascomycota; Dothideomycetes; Mytilinidiales; Mytilinidiaceae
Product: alpha/beta-hydrolase
Exons: 1
Coding region: 75-959 (294 amino acids)
Source: RefSeq, a predicted model, not a curated record